CUCUCAAUUGUGGGCUUAGUCCGGCUGGUAAAUACGAGAAAACAAGAUGAACACACGCACCGAAUGGCAUUUCUGCAUACUAAUCGUAUGCCAGGCUUUGACGCCCCAACCACCGCCUACCAAGCAGCAGCACAGGCCACAGCCAUGCACCACAGCUAGGCGCGGCGCGCUGCAAGCGUUAGUGGCGGCACCCGUCGUCAGAGCCAUCGCGGCCAGCGCGGCAGAAACGCCACAAACGCCGACGGUCUCGCGCGAAGUCCUCUCGGGCCUCGCCGGCGGCGCCGCGCAACGAAUCACCAAGGAUGUGGUGUUGUACCCCAUCGACACGGUCAAGGUCCGACUCCAGACGGUCCAGGGACGAACAUUGAGCCGGCGCGUCUUCGUGGACCCCUACGCGGGCGUUUUGGCCCCGCUCGUCGUCGGCGUGCCGGCCGCGGCGCUCUUCUUCGGCGUCAAGGACGGGCUGGGGGAGCUCGCGGCGGAGCGAGGACUCACAGAUCCGUUUUUAGUGGAGGCAGUGACAGUAUGUCUGGCGAACGCCCCGUACUGGCUCGCCCGCGCGCCGAUUGAACUCAUCAAGACGCGGCAGCAGCUCGCCAACACUACGAUGGAGAAGCCCUGGGCCGUCGCACAAACAAUCAUCGAGAGCGACGGCCUCGCCGGCCUCUGGACGGGUUUCCGGGAGAGCUACUGGCACGCGGUGCCCGCGGACGUCCUCAAGUUUUCGGUCUAUCGAGCGCUGAAGGACAGGUACGGCGGCGCCGGCAUCUUCAGAAAAGCUCUGUUGGGGUCCGCCGCGUCCGCGGUGGCAUUGUCCGCCACCACACCUCUCGACGUCGCCAAGACGCGAAGCAUGGAGCGCGGCGCCGCCAGCGAAGAUAUCAUCAAGCGCCUCGGUGCUAUCCUGGAUACGGAGGGCGUCGGGGCGCUGUACGCGGGUUUGGGUCCGCGCGUCGCGCGCGCCGCGGUCUCCGGUGGCUUGCAGUUCGGGUCGUACGAAGCGGCGAAGAGGCUCUUCGGUUGAAUUAUUUAAUAACGUG
Pelagomonas calceolata is the source of this 1040-nucleotide messenger RNA. Lineage: Eukaryota; Pelagophyceae; Pelagomonadales; Pelagomonadaceae. The record is from the annotation of a GenBank genome assembly.